GGGAGAGCGGAUAUAGUGAAUGCGGGGUCCGGGGAGAGCGGAUAUAGUGAAUGCGGGGAGAACGGAUAUAGUGAAAUGCGGGGUCCGGGGAGACCAGAUAUAGUGAAUGUGGGGGGUCCGGGGAGAGCGGAUAUAGUGAAUGCGGGGUCCGGGGAGACCAGAUAUAGUGAAUGUGGGGUCCGGGGAGAGCGGAUAUAGUGAAUGUGGGGUCCGGGGAGAGCGGAUACAGUGAAUCCUGCGGGGUCCGGGGAGAGCGGAUAUAGUGAAUGCGGGGUCCGGGGAGAGCGGAUAUGGUGAAUGCGGGGUCCGGGGAGAGCGGAUACAGUGAAUGCGGGGUCCGGGGAGAGCGGAUACAGUGAAUGCGGGGUCCGGGGAUAGCGGAUACAGUGAAUGCGGGGUCCGGGGAGAGGGGAAUUACAGUGAAUGCGGGGUCCGGGGAGAGCGGAUAUGGUGAAUGCGGGGUCCG
Messenger RNA from Staurois parvus, 466 nucleotides. The record is from the annotation of a GenBank genome assembly. NCBI's taxonomy places the organism in Eukaryota, Metazoa, Chordata, Amphibia, Anura, Ranidae.